UUCAAAGGAUAUAUCACCUAUCACUGGCCAUGUCGUUCAUUCACUAAAAUCAAAUUUAGAUAAUCAUUUAAUGAAAACUGUAUCGUUAGAUGAAGAUUCGGAUGUUCACUUACAUUCAGGUGUUUUAUCUCAUUCAUCUGCAGAUUGUACAACGGCACCAACAUCAUCUACUGUUUCGAUUAAUCCGUCUAAAACCAACACUGUGUCGUUAAAUACAUCCAUUAAACCAGUCAACUUGGUCAUGGGUAAUCAACAUGAUACUCAUGUUGCUGUUUCUACUAAUUCAAUUAAACCACCAGUGAAUUUUGCUAUUGAUAAAACGAGAAAUGUUUCCGAUCCUACACCACCAUGGUCAUCGUCAUCAUCAAAAAUGAAAAUUAAUUUACCAUCACCAAUAUCUACACUUACAACUGAUAACAAAUAUCAAAUCCCUAACAAAGUUGCUGAACCAGUUUGUAUACCUAUUUCUGUGCCAAAUACUAAAAAUCCCACAACCAUUUCUCCUCCUCCUCCUCCUCCUCAUCCGGUAACGCCACCUGCUGUAUUAGAUAAUCCCCAAAUUAGACAACGUCAUGUUACUACUACUCCUAAUAAUAUUACUACUAACAUCAUACCAGAUACUAGUGGUUCAAAGGUGUUCAGAUCAAAAUCACAUCGUUUAUCAGUGAUUAAAAAAUCUCAUCCAUGGAUGUGUUACACAUUUUGUUCACUGACAGUGCUUUUGAUUUAUUGGCUUUUUACUGGUUUUCUAUGGGGUUUAACUGUUGGUUGUAUAUUAACAUAUACAUUUAUCACAGUGUAUAAUUAUUUACAUAGUCGAACAACAUAUCCUAAUCAAAUUCUCUGUCCAAUAUCAGGAUUGCCAUUAGAUCACUUAUGCUGUUCUGUGCAUUAUCGACAAGAACAAGAAGGAUGCUAUCAAGCUGCACAAUGGUGGCCUAUCUAUUCACCAGCUAUGCCAACUUUACCUUUAAUUAAUAACACAAACAAUACUAAUAAAUGUGUGCAGUUAAGAAAUUUGCCAAAUUUUACUGUACCAAAUAUGAUUGAAGAGGAUGUUAACAAAUCAACUAUCUCAGGUCCAUUGGGAAAUAGUUUAGGUUUUAAAUAUGACAAUAAUGGACGACCUGUGUACAAAGGGUGGUUAAACGAGAUUCUUCAUUAUGAUCCUGAAACUCAUCAUAUUGGCAAAACAUUUUCCGUCUUCCUCACGCUUGAUGGUACUCAAUUACGCCUACAACGCCCAGAACAUAAUAUUACUCGUCGGUCUUUAUGGAAUGAUGAAAUUUUAUCAACUACAACUAUACGAUUCAAACAACAGCAUAUUUAUGACUUAUCUAAUGCAACUGUUACACUUCUUCCAAAUGGGUUAGUCGGUAAACGUUUAUGGAGUAGAAAAUAUCCUAUUUGUAUCACUGUUCACACCGAAGGUAGAUUUAAGCGCAAAAUUGAAAGACUUGAUUCACUACCAUUAUCAACAAGUUUUCCAAACAUCGUAUUAUCUACCAGCUCCAAUCCAGUAGUGAAUGAAACCUGUGAUCUGCCAGUGGAUGUGCCUAAUCCAUCAGCUGGGGUUAUGGAGUUUCCUGAUGAUACUAGUACCGGUGUAUUGCAAACAUCAGGCAAAUCAAAUGUGAAAAAUCUUUAUUUAUUCGGAAGAACAUGUCGUGAAAAAGAAACAUGGUAUCGUAGAUUGAAAGCUGCCUCGUUGGGCACACCUCUUAUAUGGACACCUCAAUUGGCAGUACAACAUUAUCUCUUGGCUUUGGAUGCCAAUAAUAACAGUAAUAGUUGUAAUAAUAAUAAUAAUAUUCAUAACAUUGGCGUGGCGGAUUAUUUAAGCGGUACUUCCACAACUGCUAGUAAUAACGUUAAUCAUAAUGACACCACGUUAAGUGACGAUGAUAGUCAACCCGAUGGAAAUACAUCAUCGAAUCCGGUAACAUGCCCUGAUUCAACUGCCACUGUUUCUAACAUUGAUGUUGCUGUAACUACAAUUAGUAGUGGUAAUGUUAGUAAUGUUCCUCCCACUGGCUUAAGCAGUAACACCAAUACUAGUAGUAACUAUAUGUCGAGUGCAAAUCUUUCAAAUUAUGGAGCCUCAAUGUCAGGGAAUCGUGAACCAGUCUAUGUCUCUUAUGUUCGGUAUAUGGCUAAAUUUAUGCCAGCCAAUUGGCUUGUACGAAGUGCACAAGCUUUGAAAUUGAAUGUUAAUCAAAUUAAUUGUGACACAAAUAUGAUAUGGCUUAAUGCCCUGAUUGGUCGUUUACUAUGGGAUUUUCUUCGUGAACCUUAUUGGUUAGAAAAGAUAAAAAAUAAAAUUCAAGCGAAGUUGAAAAAAAUACAUCUUCCGAAUUUCAUCAAUGAACUCACUGUCGUUGAUAUUGACUUGGGCUCAGAAAUACCUGUACUUAGACGUGUCGGAUGUCCUUACCUCGAUGCAAAUGGUCUGUGGAUUGAAGUAGAUGUCGGUUAUGCUGGCGGAUUCUCAUUUGCUUUGGAAACAAGUGUUAAUUUAAUGCGAUGGAAUCAGAAACUGCGGGAAGAAAAAGAUGCUAAUUAUCCGUCAGAUAAUUAUACUCAAACUUCACUGUCGAACGAAUCUAUGCCGAAAGUUAAUUCUCGUUCGAUAACAAAGAUGGCUGCUUACAUGUCUGAUGAAGAAGACAGUGCUGAUUCAACAACUGACUCGGAAUUAGAUGAAACAAGCAACGUUAGCCAAAAUUCCAGUCCGAUAAAUAGUUUACGACUUGGACGUAAUUUAUCAUCUACUGGAUUAAUCGUGGGUGGAGUGAAAUCUGGUGAUAGUGAACGUUGUAACCCUGAAGAUAACAGGUCAUUUAAUCGUCUUUCUUCAGUUUCAUCAAACCGUUCAGUAAAUCUACAGCCUGCUUUACCAUCUCGUCGAAGGAUUAUACGCAUUGUUGAUCGUAUCACCAAAUCGUCAUACUUUCAAAGAGCUGUUGAUACAAAACUAGUUCAACGUGGUAUGGAACGUUUGUCAAACACACCGAUUGUAUUACAAGUUGAGAUACAAAUGCUAAGUGGUACGCUUUUAGUCAAUAUUCCUCCACCGCCAAGUGAUCGUCUAUGGUAUGGUUUUCGUCCUGUGCCUAAUCUUCGACUUAAAGCACGUCCUCGAGUUGGAGAAAAAGUUGUUACGAUGUCACGUAUAUUGGAAUGGAUCGAAAAAAAAAUGAUUCUUGAAUUCCAGCAUUUAGUUGUUUUACCGAAUAUGGAUGAUUUGAAAAUCGGGUUACUUUUAUCUGAUGCUACAUCAGCAACAUAAAUGAUCCGAUGCUACCAUACUCAAUGAUAUAAAGUAGCCGAAGGAUAAGCUUCUAAUGAUUCCUAAUCAUUAUUACAGUCUUGGCGAAAAUUGAUGUGAUCUUUGUGUUUCUCCUAUUAUUGUUAUCCUCUCUCUUUGUUGCAUAAAUUGUCAAUACAUUAUAUUUUAUACAAUUCAGCACGUUAUCCCGUAUUUUGACUAUUCAAUUUAAAUAAGGCUCAAAAUUAUAGCUUCUUUUUAUCAAAUUAUCUAUCCAUUCCUUUUUUUCAUAAAAGUUCACAUUUAUCUAAUAAAACUGAAAUGAAGGAUAUAUAAUCAGUCAUUCCUGUUGGGACAAUCUAAUGUACCCACCUACAUAUUUCCUACGCUUGACAAUGUGUUGCGCUACCUUUACUGUACUCAGCAGUUUAUUUCCGUUUUAUGCAGGUUCUGUGUUGUAUCCUAAAUUUUGUGCAAGUAAGGGCUUGGUAUAAUCGAUACAUAUAUCCCGAUUUUUAUAUAUUUACUCUACAUAGACAGUUUUGUCGAAUUCCUUAACUAAAAUGUAUUGAAACUUGAGACGAUCUUUCUCUCAUUUCAUCUGUGAUUAGCAAUUUCAUUACUAUUCUUUUGCUUUUAUUUACUCAACUUUGUUCUUCUUUUGAACGGUUUGAGGAAAUAUGCCUGUUAAUUUUUCUCAACAUGUCGUAUUGCUGUUGUUCUAGGCACUAGUACUACAAUCAAUCCGUAUGCACGUGUACAAAUUAAAAACAUCAAGAAAAUGAACAAAAAUUGUAGUGAUUAUUGCGAGGGUUUGAUUUGUUAACGUAGUACCAACAAAGGGUAUGUCUCGAUA
Schistosoma turkestanicum is the source of this 4124-nucleotide messenger RNA. The record is from the annotation of a GenBank genome assembly. Lineage: Eukaryota; Metazoa; Platyhelminthes; Trematoda; Strigeidida; Schistosomatidae.